CCAUAUCCUUACACCUACGUCAUCAACAGUCCUGAGAAAUGCAGCGGUGGUGACGUCAUUCUCGUCGUCAUGGUUACCUCGUCGCCAGGAAACCACGCCCAGCGACGCGCCAUCCGGCAGACAUGGGCCAACGACACUAGCAUACCUGGUAUCAGAACGCUAUUCGCAGUGGGAACAACCGACAAGGCUACGACACAAAGAGGACUGGACCACGAAAGCCAAGUCCACCAAGACAUCAUCCAGGGGAACUUCAUCGAUUCGUAUAGAAAUUUGACUCUGAAGACCGUCAUGUGUCUGAAGUGGGCGUCAGAAUUCUGCUCCGAAACGAAGUUCUUUAUGAAAGCUGACGACAACACGUUUGUGAAUAUCUUUACCUUACUAAGACAUCUGCGGGGACUGGGUUCAAACAAGACAGAGAGAUUUGUGAUGGGUUGGAUAUACAACACCGGAGGGAAGCCGAAACGCACUCCCGGGAACAAGUGGUACCUCAGUCGGCAAGACUAUCCCAGGGACACGUUUCCCAAAUACCCCUGCGGAUUCGCCUACAUACUUUCUAACGACAUGACGGGCUUGCUCUACCAGGUGUCGUUGACCUUGAAGUACCUGUUUCUCGAGGACGUGUUCCUGGGACUCUGUUUGGAGAAACUGGGCGGUGUGACCUUCGCGCACGACGAACGAUUCAAGCUUUGGAUGCAAGUUCCAUCUUCCACAAGCGCCGCAGACACAGUCGCCACAAGCGCCGCAGACACAGUCGCCACAGUCGCCACAAGCGCCACAGUCGCCACAAGCGCCACAGUCGCCACAAGCGCCACAGUCGCCACAAGCGCCACAGUCACCGCAGUCGCCACAGUCGCAGUCGCCGCAGUCGCAGUCGCCACAGUCGCCACAGUCGCCGCAGUCGCAGUCCCCACAGUUGCCACAGUCGCCGCAGUCGCAGUCCCCACAGUCGCAGUUCCCGCAGUUCUUUUUACCAUCAUGUGGAGGCGCGGCUGCAGUACCUAG
This is a messenger RNA of Branchiostoma belcheri (Belcher's lancelet), 1002 nucleotides long. Its product is annotated as beta-1,3-galactosyltransferase 5-like. NCBI's taxonomy places the organism in Eukaryota, Metazoa, Chordata, Leptocardii, Amphioxiformes, Branchiostomatidae. Gene Ontology annotation, molecular function: hexosyltransferase activity. Gene Ontology annotation, cellular component: membrane. The record is from RefSeq and is a predicted model, not a curated record. The transcript is spliced from 2 exons. Bases 70 to 1002 code for a protein of 310 amino acids.